GUCUCUCAGCAGCCAAACUGCUGACUGAGUCAGGCUUGAAUGUGGUGUUGCUGGAAGCCAAUGACAGGGUUGGUGGAAGAACUUUAACAGUAAGGAAUAAGCAAGUUAAAUAUGUGGACCUUGGAGGAGCUUAUGUGGGGCCAACACAAAAUCGUCUCCUGCGGUUAUCUAAAGAGUUAGGAAUAGAGACGUAUAAAGUGAAUGAAGUUGAGCACCUGAUACACCACGUCAAGGGUAAGUCUUACCCCUUUAAAGGUUCAUUCCCUCCUAUGUGGAAUCCGUUGGCCUACCUGGACUACAACAACCUAUGGAGGACCAUGGAUGAAAUGGGAAAGGAGAUUCCCAAUGAAGCCCCAUGGAAAGCUCCACAUGCAGAAGAAUGGGACAAAAUGACUAUGCAAGAUUUCAUAGAUAAAAUUUGCUGGACAAAUGCUGCCAAGCGUUUUGCAACUCUGUUUGUGAAUGUGGAUGUCACUUCUGAACCCCAUGAGGUCUCUGCCCUUUGGUUUUUGUGGUAUGUGAAGCAGUGUGGGGGGACAGCAAGGAUAUUCUCAACGUCCAACGGAGGACAGGAGAGGAAGUUUGUUGGGGGCUCUGGCCAGAUCAGUGAGAAAAUAAUGGAGCACCUGGGAGGCCGGGUGAAGCUGAGGAAGCCAGUCAUCCGCAUCGACCAGUCGGGUGAAAGUGUCAUAGUGGAAACUUUAGAUCAUGAAUUAUAUGAGGGCAAAUAUGUGAUCAGUGCCAUUCCCCCAGCUCUUGGUUUGAAGAUUCAUUUCAACCCACCUUUGCCCCCGAUGAGAAACCAGCUCAUCCACCGAAUCCCCAUGGGCUCAGUCAUCAAGUGCAUUGUAUACUAUAAGGAAACUUUCUGGAGGAAGAAGGGGUAUUGUGGUACCAUGAUCAUUGAAGAUGAGGAUGCUGCAAUUGGUUUAACACUUGAUGAUACUAAGCCUGAUGGCAGCUUUCCUGCCAUAAUAGGCUUCAUUCUUGCUCGGAAGUGCAGAAGACUGACAGGUCUCACAAAAGAAGAAAGGAAGACGAGGCUGUGUGAGCUCUAUGCAAAGGUUCUGGGAGCCGAAGAAGCUUUACAUCCAGUGCAUUAUGAAGAGAAGAACUGGUGUGAAGAGCAGUAUUCUGGGGGCUGCUACACAGCCUACUUCCCACCAGGCAUAAUGACUCAGUAUGGAAGGAUUAUUCGGCAGCCUGUUGGCAGGAUCUAUUUUGCUGGCACAGAGACAGCCACAGAGUGGAGCGGAUACAUGGAGGGGGCUGUACAGGCUGGUGAAAGAGCAGCCAGAGAGAUACUGUUUGCUAUGAGGAAAAUCCCAGACAGUGAAAUUUGGAAGCCAGAGCCUGAGUCAAUAGAUGUUCCAGCUUUGCCCAUCACUACAACCUUCUGGGAGAGGAACUUGCCAUCUGUGCCAGGACUGCUAAAGCUGCUUGGAUUUUCCACUUUCUUCACCUCUGUGGCCGCAGCUGGGUUAUUUGCCUACAAAAAGGGACUUCUAGUUCGAAACUGAAAAAGGUGCCAACACAAAGCCUCACACUUCAGUGAUUUUCUUUUUUCUUUUCUUUUUUUUUUCUUUUUGGAGGUUUCUUUGUCAUGUAUUUCCCUGACUUCAAAAUCAGGACUGAGGAAGAGGAGAAAACAGUAGAAAGGAGAGUCUAGAGGAGAGGGAUAAAGGAAAGGGAUUCAUAUUGAAAAACAACCCCUUGAAUUCAAGGCUACUUCUAGCAGUAAUAUUUUGGUUGUUGAAUUUC
Leptosomus discolor (cuckoo roller) is the source of this 1761-nucleotide messenger RNA. RefSeq names its product amine oxidase [flavin-containing]. Gene Ontology annotation, molecular function: primary methylamine oxidase activity; flavin adenine dinucleotide binding. NCBI's taxonomy places the organism in Eukaryota, Metazoa, Chordata, Aves, Leptosomiformes, Leptosomidae. The record is from RefSeq and is a predicted model, not a curated record. Gene Ontology annotation, cellular component: mitochondrion.